AUGACUUUACUCAUGUUGCCAGGUGUCGAGUGCAUUGAGUUGGGUUUCUCACCCUAUUUUCAAUGCAUCUCCUGUCCACGUGGCCAUAAAAUCAAUGGUACAACCUGUCGCGAUGUGGAUGAGUGUGCACUGUAUCAGCCCUGUGAUGAGUCUGCCGUGUGCUACAAUCUUAAUCCUGGCUUUCGCUGUGGUUCUUGUCCACCCGGUUUUGAUGGUAUUCAUGCUCACGGCUACUCUGCUGACUUUCUGGCCGUAGGAUUUCAGAAGCAAACCUGCCUGGACAUCGACGAAUGCAAGAUGGGCUUCUUUAGAUGCCCGGAACACGCCAGCUGUUACAACAGCAUUGGCUCCUACAGAUGUCAGUGUAAUGAUGGAUAUGUGGCCAAUGGAACCUUCAGCUGUCUGUCUGUAGCAGAUCUUUGUCCCGAUGGCAGCAUGUGCUCGAGGAAUGCGGAGUGUGUUCCCACGGAUAGCUAUCAUUACAAAUGCCGUUGCAGCGUUGGUUGGGCGGGCAAUGGUCAAAUCUGUGGGCGCGAUCGGGACCUGGAUGGAUGGCCAGAUGAAUCGCUCAACUGUGCGGAGCCUCACUGUAGGCGCGAUAAUUGCCCGGACUUGCCAAACUCCGGCCAGGAGGACGCGGACUUGGAUGGCAUUGGCGAUGGCUGUGACGAUGACGCGGAUAGCGAUCAGGUGCUUAACAACAAGGAUAACUGCCCGUUUGCCUACAACAGCGAUCAGCUGGAUUCGGAUCACGAUGGCAUUGGUGAUGCCUGUGACAAUUGUGUCUUCAUUUCGAAUCGCAGGCAACUGGACACGGAUGAGGAUGGUGUGGGCAAUGAGUGUGACGAUGAUAUUGACAAUGAUUCAGUGAUUAACCAAUACGACAAUUGUCCCAUGCUUCGCAAUCCUAAUCAAUCGGAUAUCGAUAAUGAUGGUGUCGGUGAUGUCUGUGAUAACUGUCCCACAAUUCCGAAUCCGGCGCAGGAGGAUCGUGACAUGGAUCUGGUGGGUGAUGCCUGCGAUAGUGACAUCGAUGGUGAUGACGAUGGCAUACAGGACUCGGAGGAUAAUUGCCCAAUGGUCAGCAAUUCCGAUCAGCUGGACACGGACUCCGAUGACAAGGGCGAUGCCUGUGACGAUGACAUGGAUGGUGACGGUGUGCCCAACUAUAGGGACAACUGUCCGUUGGCCAAAAAUCCAGAUCAACUAGAUGUCAAUCACAAUGGCAAGGGUGAUGUCUGCGAGGACGAUGAGGAUGACGAUGGCACUCCCAAUAUCAUCGAUAACUGUCCAAACAAUUCCAUGAUUCAUCGCACCGAUUUUCGGACUAUACGUUCGGUUAUUCUCGACCCCGAGGGCGAUGCACAGCUUGAUCCCAACUGGGAGGUGCAUGCUAAUGGUUCUGAGAUUACGCAAACCUUGAACUCUGAUCCCGGCCUGGUGGUCGGCAGUGACUCCUUCGGAGGCGUCGACUUUGAGGGCACUUUCUAUAUCAACGAUGAUACGGACGAUGACUAUGUGGGCUUCAUCUUUAGCUAUCAAAGCAACCGCAAGUUCUAUGUGGUGCAGUGGAAGAAGGGCACCCAAACCUAUUGGCAAUCCUCACCGUUCCGUGCCUCCGCCGAGCCGGGUGUACAGAUCAAGCUCAUUGAUAGCAAUACGGGACCUGGUUCCAUGUUGCGCAAUAGUUUGUGGCAUGCCGGAGAUACGCCUGGACAGGCUAGGCUGCUGUGGAAGGAUCCAUUGAAUGCCGGCUGGAAGGAGAAAACUUCCUAUCGCUGGUCCUUGGUACAUCGACCUGCAAUUGGGCUCAUCCGGCUACGCAUAUUUGAAGGGGAACGUUUGAUUCUGGACUCGCACAACGUUUACGAUGCCACACUCACCCUGAAGGGCGGCCGUCUGGGCGUUUUCUGCUUUUCCCAAGAGAUGAUUAUAUGGUCGGAUCUGGUUUACAAAUGCAACACACGUGUACCGCCCCUUAUCUACAACGAACUGCCCACCCAUCUGAAGCUCAAGGUGGAACUGGAGAACUGAACAGUCGCACUCGCACUCGCAGUUGUUGUUGUUGUUUUUUUGAACCCAGUUGACCCAAACAACAAAAUGUUUCUGCCAUAAAUCCUAACCAAAUUAACUAAGUACUUAUUUAUUUCUGCGCUUAGAAGCGACUUAAAA
Molecule: messenger RNA, 2172 nt
Organism: Drosophila innubila
Lineage: Eukaryota; Metazoa; Arthropoda; Insecta; Diptera; Drosophilidae
Product: cartilage oligomeric matrix protein-like
Exons: 5
Coding region: 1-2034 (677 amino acids)
Biological process (GO): cell adhesion
Cellular component (GO): extracellular region
Molecular function (GO): calcium ion binding
Source: RefSeq, a predicted model, not a curated record